Aethalodelphis obliquidens (Pacific white-sided dolphin) is the source of this 1444-nucleotide messenger RNA. Its product is annotated as alpha-1-antitrypsin-like. NCBI's taxonomy places the organism in Eukaryota, Metazoa, Chordata, Mammalia, Artiodactyla, Delphinidae. Gene Ontology annotation, molecular function: serine-type endopeptidase inhibitor activity. The record is from RefSeq and is a predicted model, not a curated record. The transcript is spliced from 3 exons. The coding region runs from base 38 to 1216 and encodes 392 amino acids.
GACCCGGGUGUGGUACCCUUCUCUCUGUUGCAGGACAAUGGCAUCCUCCAUCACGUGGGGCCUCCUCCUGCUGGCAGGCCUGUGCUGCCUGGUCCCCGUCUCAUUGGCUGAGGGUCUCCAGGGACACGCUGUCCAGGAGACAGACGCAUCCCAGCAGGAUCGUGAGCACCGCCAGGAAGCAGCCUGCCACAAGAUCGCCCCCAACCUGGUCGACUUCGCCUUCAGCGUGUACCGCCGAGUGGCCCAUGAGUCCAAUGCCACCAACAUCUUCUUCUCCCCAGUGAGCAUCGCUACAGCCUUUGCGAUGCUCUCGCUGGGGACCAAGGGUGACACUCACACCGAGAUCCUGGAGGGCCUAGAUUUCAACCUCACUACAAGAAUAGAGGCUGAGAUCCACGAAGGUUUCCAGCAUCUUCUCCACACCCUCAACCAGCCAGACAACAAGCUGCAGCUGACCACUGGCAAUGGCCUGUUCAUCAACGAGAGCGCGAAGCUAGUGAGUAAGUUUCUGGAGGAUGUCAAGAACCUGUACCACUCUGAAGCCUUCUCCAUCAACUUCAGGGAUGCUGAAGAGGCCAAGAAAAAGAUCAAUGAUUACGUAAAGAAGGGAAGCCAAGGAAAAAUUGUGGAUCUGGUAGAUGAUCUUGACCAAGACACAGUUUUUGCUCUGGUGAAUUACAUAUUCUUUAAAGGAAAAUGGGAGAAGCCCUUUGAGGAAGAGCACACCACAGAGAGGGACUUCCACGUGGACGAGGAGACCACCGUGAAGGUGCCCAUGAUGAACCGCCUGGGCAUGUUUGACCUCCACUACUGCGACAGGCUCACCAGCUGGGUACUGCUGAUGGACUACGUGGGGAACGCCACCGCCGUCUUCAUCUUGCCCGACCAGGGGAAACUGCAGCAUCUGGAGGACCAGCUCAGCAAGGAGCUUCUCGCCAAGGUCCUGGAAAAGAGAUACGCAAGUUCUGCCAAUUUAUACUUGCCCAAACUGUCCAUUUCUGGAACCUACGAUCUGAAAACUCUCCUGGGUAAACUGGGCAUCACCAAGGUCUUCAGCAACGGGGCUGACCUCUCAGGGAUCACCGAGGAAGUGCCUCUGAAGCUGUCCAAGGUGAGCGUGUCCUUGACCUCUGUAGGUCAGAAUGUGCACGGGGGCUGCAGCUCAAGGGUGAGGCUGAGGAAGGGACAGAGGGACACAGGCACACCUGCAGACUGAGGUCCCUGAGGAAUGCCAUCGCUCCACCAAGACUGCAAUGUGGUCGGAUGAUGGAGGGGGACAGGUGGCCUCACAUGCUUGGUGCAUUUUAUUUAAGGACCUCCUCUGAGGUUGUGUCACUCACCCUGUCUCAUCCUUGGCCGGGGACUUCCCUUCUUUGGGUCCCGAUAAACCCCUAUUUACAGAGAGAGGCUUAGGCUCAGGGAUUGCAAAGGACCUUUGGCCCUG